This is a messenger RNA of Megalops cyprinoides (Indo-Pacific tarpon), 1397 nucleotides long. It is a transcript of the gene emc8, whose product is annotated as ER membrane protein complex subunit 8. The coding region runs from base 396 to 1061 and encodes 221 amino acids. Lineage: Eukaryota; Metazoa; Chordata; Actinopteri; Elopiformes; Megalopidae. The transcript has 5 exons. The record is from RefSeq and is a predicted model, not a curated record. Gene Ontology annotation, cellular component: EMC complex.
UGCGCUGAGCCACAAUGGCGUUUGCGGCAUGUGUUCAGGCAGAGAUAGUGGAAUGCAUACUUAAGACAGAGACCUCAUAGCUGAGUGAGGUUCAGACGUUUCUGAUAACGUUUCGGCUUUGUUGUAGCGGUGUAAAUGGCCAGCGUUUAAAUCGAGGAGUGUUUAAUCAGAAGAAAUCUCUCGCAAGCUAAAUAAUAAGAUAACUUAUUGAGCUGAUUUAGCUAUUAUACGCGCUUGGUUAGUUUUGACAACUAGCUAACCUGCUACCUAAAGACUUUUACGCUGCGAAGCCAGCAAGCUAACGUUGGCUGCAAAUGCUGUUAAAUCUGUAUCGGCAUGAGGCUUUGCUGAGUUAGAUAGUUUGCUUUAGUGGAUUAACUAAUAUAGAUAGCUAUAUGUUAGUUAGCUACCUGGUUAGCUAUCUGUUAGGCAACAUAGCUGUAAUAAUGACUGUAAAGUUGACCACUCAGGCUUAUUGCAAAAUGUUACUGCAUGCUGCUAAAUACCCAAACUGCGCUGUUAAUGGAUUACUGGUUGCUGAAAAGCAGAAGGAGAAAAAGAGAGAUGGCCACUCCGCACCAGUGCUAUGCGUGGAUUGUGUCCCACUAUUUCACGGUACACUUGCCUUAGCACCAAUGCUGGAGGUGGCACUGACAGUGAUUGACACCUGGUGUAAAGAAAACAGAUAUGUGAUCGCGGGGUAUUACCAAGCUAACGAGCGUAUAAAGGAUAUCAGACCAAACCAGGUUGCUGAAAAAGUUGCUGCCAGAAUUUCUGAGAAUUUCAGUGAAGCAGCACUGAUCAUGGUGGACAACAGCAGAUUUACCAUGGAUUGCUGUGAACCCAUACUCACCAUCUUUGAGCAUCAUGAAAACAAAUGGAAAUGCCGGGACUCAACUGUAGACUGCUGUGAGGACUGGUUAGAAGCCCAGAAGAUCACAUCGGCACUGCUGGAGAGUAGGUCCUAUGAGAAUCUGAUAGACUUUGACAACCACCUGGAUGAUCUGAGAAACGACUGGACAAAUCCAGAAAUCAACAAGUCUGUACUGCAUCUGUGCUAAGGUUGCCUGGAACAACAUUAAUCUUCAAAGCCAUUUCUGCCAAAAUGGGGCUGAAAUCACAAUUGUCUGUCUCCAGUAAAUAAUGUUCAUAGGAAGAGCUGUCAAUUUUCAGGCCUUAGUACAUUUUUAAAAGGGCCAGCAGGUUACAGUUAGGUACUAUUAAGAUCUGUAUACCAUUUAAAAGUCUGUUGGUAAGCAGAACUCAAGUGUCAGUUAAAGCAGCCUCUCUGGAAUGUUUUUCAGGGAAGUGUUUGUAUAUAUGCUUAUAGGUGGGUAAUAUAUAAGAAAGUAAUAUUUCAGAAUCAACUCCUAAAUGAUGUGGACAUUGAUCUAAUU